Messenger RNA from Caenorhabditis auriculariae, 197 nucleotides. The record is from the annotation of a GenBank genome assembly. NCBI's taxonomy places the organism in Eukaryota, Metazoa, Nematoda, Chromadorea, Rhabditida, Rhabditidae.
AUUUCAUCAUAUGUGGGUAUGAACUACGAAACAUUAGUUCUUUGGAGGAGACUGUAAGGAAAGUCGAGGCGAUGAGAGGAGAUCCUAUCAGGCCGGAUUUACUGGUUAUUCUGGUCGACGAUUCGACGACUGAUUUGAUCACCUACGGGAGCAAAUUAUGGAGAAAGCUGCAGAAUGGAAACAAGAAGGAAUAUUGA